Xylaria bambusicola is the source of this 2343-nucleotide messenger RNA. RefSeq names its product pre-mRNA splicing factor component-domain-containing protein. The transcript is spliced from 2 exons. Gene Ontology annotation, biological process: mRNA splicing, via spliceosome. Bases 1 to 2343 code for a protein of 780 amino acids. Gene Ontology annotation, cellular component: Prp19 complex; spliceosomal complex. The record is from RefSeq and is a predicted model, not a curated record. NCBI's taxonomy places the organism in Eukaryota, Fungi, Ascomycota, Sordariomycetes, Xylariales, Xylariaceae.
AUGCCGGUAGUCAAGGGAGGAGUGUGGACCAACAUUGAGGACGAGAUCCUCAAGGCCUCCGUCUCCAAGUAUGGCUUAAACCAGUGGGCUCGCGUGUCGUCUCUGUUGCCGCGGAAAACCCCCAAGCAGUGCAAGGCGAGAUGGAAUGAAUGGCUGGAUCCGAGCAUCAAGAAGAUCGAAUGGAGCAAAGAGGAGGAUGAGAGACUGCUACAUCUUGCCAAGUUAAUGCCCACGCAAUGGAGAACCAUCGCCCCCAUCGUCGGUCGCACUGCAAACCAAUGUCUUGAGCGUUACCAGAAGCUCCUUGAUGAAGCUGAACAGCGCGAGUCAUCUGGCCUCGGCCUCACUGGUCCUGAAGGUGGCGAGACCCAGGCGCCUACUGCCGACGAUGUUCGAAGAUUGCGCCCGGGCGAAGUUGAUCCCGAUCCCGAAACCAAACCUGCGCGGCCCGACACGAUCGACCUCGAUGAAGACGAGAAGGAGAUGCUGAGCGAGGCUCGAGCCCGCUUGGCCAAUACACAAGGAAAGAAGGCAAAGCGGAAAGCCCGUGAGCGCCAACAGGAGGAGUCGCGUCGUCUAGCUGCCCUACAGAAACGUCGCGAGCUCAAGACAGCUGGUAUCAACAUUAAAGUUGUCACACGUAAGAAGGGGCAGAUGGAUUACAAUGCCGACAUUCCAUUCGAGAAAGCUCCCGCGCUCGGUUUCUACGAUACCGCAGACGAGCAGAAGCGGAACGAAUCUCAACGGGCUAACUUCGAUCCGCGCAAACAACAGCUUGCAAACAAACGCAAAGGAGAACAAGAUGAUGACGCUGACAGGAAACGACGAAAGAAUGAAAAAGAGGGCCCUUCAGCAGCCACUCAAGCUGCCAUUCGAGCCGGGCAGAUGCAGAAAGUCCGCGAAGCGGAACAGAGCAGUAAAAGAAGAGCUUUGGUCUUACCGUCGCCGCAAGUCAGCGAGGGCGAACUCGAAGAUAUCGUCAAAAUGGGCAUGAUGGGUGAGCGAGCCAACCUUCUCGCACAAUCGAGCGAUAACGAUGCAACACGCGGUCUUGUCACAUCGUAUUCAACUCUAAAUACACAGACGCCUAUUAGAACCCCGAUGGCACCAGCCCAGGAAGAUAGAGUCGCUACAGAAAUUAGAAAUAUUCGCGCCCUUACUGAGAACCAGUCAGCCUUGCUUGGGGGUGAAAACGCCGAUCUUAACGAAGGAUCCGGGUCUACAGGCUUCGAGAGUGCCGCGCCCCGGAAGCAAGUGAUCGCAACCCCUAAUCCAAUGGCUACACCAUUGCAUAGUGGCAUGAACGGGGUGGCCGCCACGCCCCAAAGAGUUGGACAGACACCUUUAAGGACGCCUCGAGAUAGUUUUGCCCUCAACCAAGGCGAUAAUGAGCUGGCCUUAGCAGGAGGCGCUGCAAAUGACAUGCGACUUCGGGAGUUAUCUAUGAAACAUCAGCUCAAGCAGGGUUUGGCCUCGUUGCCAAAACCAAAGGAGAGCGAGUGGGAACUCGAACUUCCUGAAGAGCAGCAAGAAGCCAUGGCUGUAGAUGAUCUUGAAGAAGAUUCCGAAGUACGAGAUCGACGAGAGCGCGCAAUUCGGGAAGCUCAGGAACAAUUAGAACUGAAGAGACGAACCCAGGUGAUGCAGAAGGGCUUGCCUCGACCAGAGCUUGUAGAUUUUGAAGCUUUGGCGAGCGAAGCCUCAGCCGUUAUCGACCCAAUAGAGGCGCUGAUCGCGAGAGAAGCUGCCCUUCUCAUCGCCCAUGACGCUGCACGAUACCCGGUUGCAGGCUCAAAGGUUAAGGGUAAACCCAGCCCUCUACAGCAGAUCGACGAUGCAUCGUUAGCUGAGGCUCGUCUUAAAAUCCUGAUGGAUGUAAAAGACCAGCCUAAACCAGAAGAAGUUCAGUCAGUUUGGGAAAGAGAAAACAGCAACGCGUUGCUCUUAGGCCUAGGGUGCUACGAGGAUGAUGAGGAAGAGGCACAGGUGGCCGCUAUGAUGUCUGCAUUUGACAUUGCACAGGAAUCCACUAUCGCCAUUGCAGAGAAAUGCACUAAGCUGGAGAAAAAGUUGAACCUUCACUUAGGAGGAUAUCAGCAACGAGCAAAAACGCUACGUUCAAAAAUGGGAGAAGCUGCCGAAGCGCUGGAGAAGGCUACAUUCGCCUUGGGGAGCUUCAGAACCUUGGCUGUAUCGGAAGAAAUCGCCAUCAGAAGUCGUCUAGAUGCACUGAGAGAAGAGGUCGGUUUUGUCAGUCGCAGAGAAAGAGAAGCUCAAGAAGCAUACCGCCGAACCAAGGAGGAACUUGACAGUUUCGCAGACGGCGUCAAUGGCGAUCACUAA